Corylus avellana is the source of this 1521-nucleotide messenger RNA. The record is from RefSeq and is a predicted model, not a curated record. Lineage: Eukaryota; Viridiplantae; Streptophyta; Magnoliopsida; Fagales; Betulaceae.
AUGCCAGUUCGGAAGAAAAACCAAGACACGGACUGGCUAGAUGGCUUGGAAAGUCAGAUCUCCGAAACAAAGCAAAGCAAAGAGCUAGAUGGCUUGGAAAGUCAGAUCUCCGAAACAAAGCAAAGCAAAGAGCGAACUUGCAUCUACGCUGUCCCAGAGACGCUCAUCAAAACCAACGGCAAGGACGUGUACAGGCCCCGACUCGUCUCCAUCGGGCCCCACCACUACAGCGACGAUCAAGUCCAGGUGAUGAAGAAGCACAAGCUGGAGUUCCUCAUGCUCUUACUCAAGAGGAAGAAGGAUUUGGAUUUCAAAGACUUAAUGGAAAGCAUACGCCCACUUGCACCGGAAGCCAGAAAGUGUUACUCCAAAGAGAUCAACCUCGAGUCCUUUAAUGAUGAUGAUCGGUUCCUGAAGAUGAUGGUUGUCGAUGGUUGUUUCUUAAUAGAAUUGUUUCUAAAGGCAGCUGACAAACAUAAACUGUUGGAAUUCAACACCAUAUAUGGGGACCUUCUUCUGCUUGAGAAUCAGAUUCCCUUUUCUGUUCUGGAAAAUUUAUUUCAAACUUACAAGAAGUACCCCAAUGCUUCUGAAACUUCCAAAAUGCGUGAGGAGUACUCCGAUGCUUCCUUGUCCUUGCUCGCUUUGCGAUUCUUUAACAAAGUAAUGCAAAGGCGCGACGGAGUCAUAGAGAAGUUCCUCAAGAAGCCAACACCCAAUGAUGAAAAACUACCAUUGCAUUUGCUGGACUUGGUUCGCUCAAGUUUGCUGCUCCAUGAACCCGAUCAAGAAGAGACCCGUAAAGCCAUUUCCAAUUCAGAGCCAUCAAACCAGCCCGAUCAAGAAGAGACCCGUAUUCCCAUUUCCAAUUCAGAGCCAUCAAACCAGCCCGAUCAAGAAGAAACCCGUAUACCCAUUUCCAAUUCAGCGCCAUCAAACAAGAGAAAUGAUCUUAUUUACUGCAUCUCAAAGCUCCGCCGAGCCGGGAUUAAGGACCAACUGAUAGAGGCGGACAGCUUCUUGGACGUGAAAUUCAGGAAGGGGAUAUUCGGCAACGGUGUGAUCCAGAUGCCGAAUAUAACCAUGAACAACCACAUGAAGUGUUUCUUGGUCAACUGUGUGGCAUUCGAGCAGUUGCACAGCACUCCCUCCAAGCAGUUCACGGUUUACGCUAGAUUAUUGGACUGCCUGGUGAACACCGCGAAGGACGUCGAACACCUAUGCCUCGACGAAAUCUUCGACAACUACUUUGGGAAAGACGGCGACAUCGCGCAAUUCAUCAACAAGAUGGGGAAGGACCUGGCGUUUGAUGAGAAUCAGUUUUACCUGUCCCAGUUGUUCAAAGAUGUCAACGACUGUUACGGGACUACAUGGAAAGUGCAGUUGGCGAGAUUCCAGGCCAGGUAUUUUGACUCGCCAUGGUCAUUCAUGUCCGUGUUGGCUGCCAUUGUGCUCUUGCUGCUUACGUUGUUGCAGACCUUCUACACCGUCUAUGCUUAUUAUGUCAAAUCUAAAGCAUAA